CCGCAAAGCCCAUCUUAGCGCUCAGCAGAAAGCGGGUGGGAGAACACCUCGGUGGUUCGCAUCCGGCCCGGCCCCACGGAACCCCCCCAGCGCAGUGGAGGGGCUGCGGGCCGCAGGAUGAGCUGCUGCAGGCCCCGUGCGCUGCCACGGGUGGACAGAGAUGACCCAGGAGGUGUCCCCGGCUUACCCCCAGCCGUGAGGCUCUGGCUCCCCAGGCUGCCAAAAAUAACCUCCGAUCGCUUCUUCAAGCACCCUCAGCUAUGAGAAGGCCGAGCCCUCGGAGAGCUGCUGCUGAGAUGGAGGCCCUGCUGCCUGUUCUCUCCCUGCUCCUGGUCCUUCUGGCAGUAGGAUGGGGAGAUGGGGCGGGCGCAGCGUGGGCCAUGUCUCCUGGUGGUUGUGAGCACGUGCAGAGCACUGCAGACUGCAAAAGGAAAUGGUUGAGCUCUGUCCCUGGAAAUCUGCAAGGUGACAUUGAAGAGCUGUUGCUGGAUGACAACACUAUCCGGGUCCUGGGCCGUGCCUCUCUGCUCUCGUACCAUCAGCUGAAGCAUCUCAGCCUGACCAAAAACCGGAUGGAGCUCCUUGAGCCUGGUGCCUUCCUGGGUAGCCGGGGCCUCCACGCACUAUCCUUGGCAGACAAUCUCCUCUUCACCAACUACUCACUGACAGCAGCUGCUCUUUCUGUUUUGCCAGCCUUGAGGGUGCUCGAUCUAUCUGGAAACCAGCUCAAUGAGGACAUGGCAUCUGUUUUGCUCAGCAACCUGUCUUCCUUGGAGUCCUUGUCCAUGGCUAGGAAUGUCAUCAUGAGACUGGACUCUUCCGUCUUCACCAACCUGACGCAGCUCUUGGAGCUAAACCUGGAGAGGAACUACAUCUUUGAGAUUGACCAAGCUUUUGAAGGACUGCAGAGGUUGCAGAGGCUCAACAUAGCUUACAACUACAUGACGUGCAUUGUGGACUUCAACCUGACCAAGCUCCGGGUGCUCAAUGUCAGCUACAAUAUCAUCGAGUGGUUUCUGGCCCUGGAAAGCGAUGACCUCUUUGAGCUGGAGGUGCUGGACCUGUCCCACAACCAGCUCCUUUUUUUCCCUGUGCUGCCCCGGCAGAGCAAGCUGCACUCUUUGCUGCUGAAGGACAACAAGAUGAGCUUUUACCAGCUUCUGCCCAACGGCACGUCCCUGGAGAACGUCACCGUGCAGUUCCUGCUCAUCGAUGGCAACUCCACCAACAUCACGACGGUCAGGCUGUGGGACGAGGUCUGCUACAGCAACCUCUCCUCCCUGCGCCUCCUGGACAUGAGCCAGAACCAGUUCUGGUACCUACCGAAGGGUUUCCUGGCCAAGAUGCCCGCUCUGACCCACCUGAAGCUCAACCAGAACUGCCUGGAGACCUUCCAGCUGUCGGAGCGGGAUCCCUUGGCCAUGCUGACGGACCUGGACCUCAGCCAGAACCUGCUGAUGGAGCUGUGGGAGGAUGUGGGCGCCGGGCCCGCCCUGCCCAGCCUGCAGCUCUUCAACCUCAGCACCAACAUGCUGCAGGCGCUUCCUGCAGGCAUCUUCACUCACACAAAGCAGAUCACUACAGUUGACCUCAGCUACAACCGCCUCGACCUGUGUCCCCAGCUGGCUGUUUUGGGCAGGAGCGCACCCUGUGUGGACAUCAGGGGCCUUGCCACCCUGACCCGCCUCUCCUUGGCCGGCUGUGGUCUGCGGGACCUGGGCGGCCACCCCUUCCGAGGGACAGCCCUGACCCAUCUGGACCUCUCCGACAACCGGGAGGCUCUGUCAGGGGACCUGGGGUGGCUGCGGGACGUGGCUGUGACGCUGCAGGUGCUGUCCCUCCGCAACACCAACCUCUCCUCCGCCUCGGUGGACUUCUCAGCCUUCCAGAGCCUGGCGGGCCUGGACCUGUCGGGGAACGCCCUGACCACCCUCCCCGCCUCGCUGGGCGCACUGAAGCUGCGCAGCCUCGACCUGCGGGACAACAGCCUGACGGCUCUGCCUGCGGACGUGGCGUGGAGGCCGCUGGGGAGGAGCCUACAGGAGCUCUACCUCAGCCGUAACCCCUACAACUGCUGCACGCUGGGCUGGUGGGAGGCCCUGCAGCGCGGGGAGCGGCUGCGCGUCCCCGACAGGCACGAGGUGACCUGCAACUACGACUCGCAGCGGCUGAGCGCUUUGGUGCUGCCCGAGCCCGUCCUGCGGGACUGCCGCUGGCGGACGGCUGACACGGCCCUGCUCUACCUGGUGCUUGCCCUGCCCACCUGCCUGACGCUGCUGGUGGCUUUCACUGUGGUCUUCCUCACGCUGAAGCCAAAGCUGUUGAAAAUGGUGAAGAGGCGGUGCGGGGUGUCCAGCCCGUACUGAUGGCUGAGGAGGAGGAAGGGCCCUCUUGGGAGUGAAGGUGAGCGAGCAGGUGGGGGAUUGAGAACCUGCAUCCAUCUGGUGGCCCAGAAGUGGCGUUUUGGGCUGCCUGGGUGCUUGCUUUUAUUUAUUCACACCGCUAUGGUCACCCUCCAUAUGUGACCACGGGGACGUGCCCAGAGGCCAACACGAAACCGGCGCCUGUGCAGGUGAACUUCCAUGGUGAAUGUUUCAUGUCUGCGUGUUUUGGAGGGCGAGGGUUGCAAUUCACGUGUGAAAAGGUAAAACAGGGAAGAGUGGCAGAUCUGUCUCGCUGGAUCUGUCAGUGAAGCUUCAGCCUUAGGGUAAACCACUAAGAGGAGAAGGACUGGGACAGUGACCGUUCCCCCAGCUGCACGGUCCCCGUCCCACGCUGCACUGGUGGUGGCACCACUGCUGGCAGUGCCUGCUGUGCCAGUGAGACCUCAGACCUCAGUGACGUACAAUACUGGCCAAAAGACACAAGAAUAAAUUAUAUUUCUGGUAA
This is a messenger RNA of Gallus gallus (chicken), 2889 nucleotides long. RefSeq names its product negative regulator of reactive oxygen species (gene NRROS). The record is from RefSeq and is a predicted model, not a curated record. Lineage: Eukaryota; Metazoa; Chordata; Aves; Galliformes; Phasianidae. The transcript is spliced from 4 exons. Bases 261 to 2366 code for a protein of 701 amino acids. Gene Ontology annotation, molecular function: protein binding.